AUGGCUUCCAAUUCUCAAUCAUCAGGAAGUAAUCCACCACCCAAACCUUGGGAACGGGCGGGUUCUUCAUCCGGCCCCGGGGCGCCGUUUAAACCGCCAUCAGGUGGAAGCACAAGUGAUGUCGUUGAGGCUUCCGGGACUGCAAAGCCUGGGGAGAUUGUUACUAGUACUGACAGAAAUGCAGCUGUCAACCGGAGUACUCUCGCCAGACCUGUUCCCGCAAGACCGUGGGAGCAGAAUUACGGAAAUACAACCUACGGAGGUGGCGCGUUAGGCGGAUAUGGGUCUUCCAUGAAUUAUAAUUCUGGAUAUGGGUCUGGAGGAAUGUAUGGAUCUUCUUAUGGUGGUGGGUUAGGAGGAGUUGGAGGAAUGUAUGGGGGUGGAAUGUAUAACACUGGCCUUGGGGGUCAAAUGGGUGGUUAUGGUAUGGGAGUUGGUCCUUAUGGUGAUCAAGAUCCCAAUAAUCCGUAUAAUGAACCUCCAUCCCCGCCAGGAUUUUGGAUUUCUAUGCUGCGUGUGAUGCAAGGUGUGGUUAAUUUUUUUGGCCGGAUAUCAAUACUCAUAGACCAGAACACGCAGGCUUUCCAUUUGUUCAUGACCGCAAUGCUCCAGCUGUUUGAUCGCUCCGGCAUGUUAUAUGGAGAGCUAGCUAGAUUUGUGUUGCGAUUGCUCGGGGUCAAAACUAAGCCUAAGAAGGCUAACCUGCAAGGUCCAAAUGGACAUCCAUUUCACGGACAACAACAACAUCCUUCUGGAAACAUGAACUACAUUGAGGGCGCAAAAACUGCCCCAAGUGGUUCUUGGGACAAUGUCUGGGGAAAUGACACCAGUGAAUGA
Molecule: messenger RNA, 837 nt
Organism: Vicia faba (fava bean)
Lineage: Eukaryota; Viridiplantae; Streptophyta; Magnoliopsida; Fabales; Fabaceae
Source: the annotation of a GenBank genome assembly